This is a messenger RNA of Sardina pilchardus (European sardine), 4169 nucleotides long. Its product is annotated as ethanolamine-phosphate cytidylyltransferase-like. The transcript has 13 exons. Gene Ontology annotation, biological process: phosphatidylethanolamine biosynthetic process. NCBI's taxonomy places the organism in Eukaryota, Metazoa, Chordata, Actinopteri, Clupeiformes, Clupeidae. The record is from RefSeq and is a predicted model, not a curated record. Gene Ontology annotation, cellular component: cytoplasm. The coding region runs from base 135 to 1376 and encodes 413 amino acids. Gene Ontology annotation, molecular function: ethanolamine-phosphate cytidylyltransferase activity.
CGCCGCCCACACGACGAAGCUCAGGAAGCUUGCGUUGUCGGCCAACGUUUUAUGUGAACUGGGGUUGUUUGACUAAACUCAACCCGAAAACUAUUGUGCCGGUUGGUCGGUAUUAAUUGAGUAGCCUACUUUUUAUGUUUAGAAAUAAACUUAAACGCGAAUCUGACACGAUGAUCAAGAACGGCCAUCACGGCGCUAGUGUUAGCGAGGAGUCAGUGUCAAAUCCAGCAGUCACCGCCUCCGGUACUGAAAAAAGAAAGCGUAUAGUCCAGUUGUGGUGCGAUGGUUGUUAUGACAUGGUUCACUACGGCCAUUCUAACCAGCUGAGGCAAGCUAAAGCCAUGGGAGAUUACCUUAUAGUGGGGGUGCACACUGAUCGAGAGAUUGCAAAGCAUAAAGGGCCUCCAGUUUUCACACAAGCUGAACGGUAUAAGAUCGUGCGUGCGAUCAAAUGGGUAGAUGAAAUUGUAGAGGGGGCACCCUACGUUACCACCUUGGAGACCCUGGACAAGUACAACUGUGACUUCUGUGUACAUGGAGAUGAUAUCACACUGACUGUGGAUGGGAAGGACACAUAUGAAGAAGUAAAGAAGAUGGGUAGAUAUAAAGAAUGUAAACGAACCCAGGGUGUGUCUACAACAGAUCUGGUGGGACGUAUGCUUUUGAUGACUAAAGCACAUCACAGUAACAUGGAUAAUUCAGAUUAUCAACAGCACACUGACAACUUCGGAAAGGGUCCUAAAGGCCACAGUCCAUGGACAGGUGUGUCACAGUUUCUGCAGACAUCCCAGAAAAUCAUUCAGUUUGCUUCUGGGAAAGAGCCACAACUGGGAGACACAAUCAUAUAUGUGGCUGGAGCAUUUGAUCUCUUCCACAUCGGUCAUGUUGACUUCUUGGAAACAGUAUACAAGCAGGCAGAAAGACCAUAUGUCAUUGUGGGGUUACACUUUGACCAGGAAGUGAAUCGCUAUAAAGGAAAGAAUUAUCCCAUCAUGAAUAUUCAUGAAAGAACUUUGAGCGUGCUGGCUUGCAGGUAUGUGUCUGAGGUUGUGAUUGGAGCGCCAUAUGCGGUGGGGAAAGACUUGCUGGAUCAUUUCAAGGUGGACCUUGUAUGUCAUGGGAAGACUGAGGUGUUUCCUGAUAAAGACUCCUCUGAUCCUUAUGCUGAGCCAAAAAAAAGGGGAAUUUUCCGGACAGUUGACAGUGGCAAUGGCUUAACUACAGAUGAUAUUGUUCAGAGAAUAAUUGAAAACAGGCUCCAAUUUGAGGCUCGAAACCAGAAGAAGGAAGCUAAAGAAAUGGCAGUGAUUGAGGCCAUGCGUCGCAAAGAAGAGGAAGAGCAAACACAGGGUGCAGUCCAGGCUGAUGUACUUUAGUUAACGAAUGUUUAUGCUUCAACAAGACCAAGCCAGACCCGCACGAGGGAAACCAAGCCACAGACUCCACAAUAUCUGCAUCAGUUGCUCAAUAUUUCAGCCUUUGGCAAACAUCUAUACUCAGUUGUAGUGCAGACAUAUGUGAGUGAGUCUUAGACCACUAUUGGAUUUAUUGUUUUAAAUAUGACCACAUAUAUUUAUUCUUAUUCUCAUUAGAGUACAGCCUUAAGAUACAGCAAAUAUGUAUACAGUAUUUUAAUAUAUGUAUUUCUUUGGGGGAAGGGGAGCUUUUUAUGCCUUUAGUGACAGAGUGACUGGAAGUGAAUGGGAGAGAGAGUAGGGGUGGGAUCCGGAAAGGACCACAGGGCGGGAAUCGGACUCGGGUCGCCGGCGCACGGUGCAGGUGCCCCAGCCAGUAAAAGAUCAGCUAAGGCCAUACAGUAAUAAGAAGCACAACAUAUGACCUUUGUCUUAGACAACCAAUACAUUUGUUGUUUUAGCAUUGUUGAUUCUGGCCAUGAUACAUUGGUGUCCGGGAAGGAGAUGACAAAUACCUCAUCAGUUAGCUACAGCUGGACAAGCUCAUUGCUCAGGUGCAUUAUGAAGUGCACAGUCAUAGAUUCAUAUUCAAAGCGUGUCGCCUACAUUUUUUUGUGGGUGUUUUUAAGUACUGUUUACAUAUCUGUGUAUGUGGUUGUAUUCUAAUGAAGACAAUGGUAUAUAUGUGGUCUUUUUGUGAAACUGAUCAAACGAAACAUAACAUGUAAGGUGGUCUAACACUUGAAUAGUUCUACAUGCCCCAUUAACUGUCCACGCUUUCAGGUAAUUUUGUUUGAAUAAAUAUAUAGAUUUUAAAUGUCAAAUUUCAUGAUUUUUAUAAGCUAAACUUUUACUAUUAUGUUUUCAUGUAGAAUACAUGAAUGUUUCUGAAUGAAUGCCUAAAAACACUGACUAACCCCAACAAUAUUAAAUCACAAAUUGUUGGGUGUGUGAUACGCUUGUAUCAAAGGUUAUACUGCUUCUUUAUUAUAGUCUAUGCAUAAUAGUAAAGAAAUUUCAUUUAAUGUCUGAUUAAAUAUUAAAAUGCAACAGGUAAAUAAUAAGGGAAUGGAAUAAAAUCAUAAUGUUACUGGCAAGUUUAUUUAACAUUUUUAUUGGUCUGGCACAUUGUCAUUUCCAUGUCUUGGGACAUGAUAUAAUGAAAAGUUCAUGCGCAACUUCAUGUGUGGAAUGAAGCACACAUUUAGGGGCAGAUGUACUAACGCUUUUGCGCCCACUUUGGGCGUAUUUGUUUCGCAAUGUGCGCAUAUAAAGAUGGCAAGGUAUGUACAAACAAGCCGCAAUGAGGUGAAGACGCAGACUGCCUGUCGCGGGAGCUGAGAAUGGCAAAUUGCGCUUUUCUGUCUCAUGCAUAUGCAUAUCAGAUGAGAGUGGGAGGUUUGUGUAAAAAGAUGGGAGGAGAAGCGUAGAAUGCGCCUAAUUAUGUAUUCCCCGGCAUGUACUAAAACUGCCCAUGAAAGCGCACGUCUAUUUUGCGCCUAAAUGCGCCCAAAUGCGGUUUGCUGUUAAAUGCAUCUUUAAGAGAAUCUUUCAAAGACAACAGAAUCGCUUAUUAGACCACCUGUUUUGCAUCUUUGUACUAUAUCAAAAGCAACCUUAACUUUCGUUGGCCUUUCGAACGUCUUACUUUCACGCCAUUCGCUUACUUUCCUCCUUGCUAGAUUUGAAAAAUCUUCCAUAGCCUACGUGCACAAGUAAUCCUAGUUUGAGUAGAACAACUGCUCUAAAUUAUUUUUCUGCUUGUUGACAUUAUGCAUUGUAUUAUUUCAUGAUCGCUAAACGUUGGAUUCCUUUUAAUGUUGUCAUCAGUUAACUUCAUUCAACUGCGCUUCUGAUUGAAGUGUCGUUCAGUUGUUGUCCGUUAGGGGGCGGAGAACGGCGCAGAUUACCCAACAAAUAUCAGGUUUGGUAAAUAGGACGUAAACUGAAGUAUCAUAGCGUGUGCUUUCUGCGUGUUGGCCUUGGCGCAAACAACGUUCCGAUCGCUAAUCUACGUACAUCUGGCCCUGAGUGUUUGACCUCAACCUCCUGCCCAUGAUACUGGACCUGUUGUGAAGUUUAGACACUUGAAAAAAAGUCAGAGGAUGCAUAGGGGAGAGUGGGACGGUUGAAACAUUGGGUAGCUGACAUCCAGGCUUAUUGCUCCGGUCUGGAAUGGCCUGCAGUACUAUUUAUACAGUACAUGCUAAACUGUUUCCAUGAAGCAAGAACCAAGUGUUUUUUUUUUUUGUUGCAAAAGUUUAGUAGGGCUACAUGCUAAUCAAGUUCCAACCAACCAUGUGGCCCCGGCGUUUCGUUGAUAUCGUUGACCAAAAAUUCAGGAAGUAGAUGUGUGUGUGUGAGUGUGUGUGUGUGUGUGGGGGGGGGGGGAAUUGCUUUGUCAGUUAGCAUUGUGCUAGUUGCCCUGCCUUUAAAACCGUAGUCCUUAAAACCAAGGUUUUGCCGUUUAACACAGCUGAGCCUGAAGCUGGGUGUGAUUUCUGUGUAACAACUCACACAGGAUCAGCUGAUUCCUACUAACUCAGGUGAAACUGCCUAGAAACCGGAAGUAUACUCUGAUUUCAAGUUUUACCCCAGCAGAUGCUGUCUUAACUUCAUAGUGGACGCAUUUCAGGAUCUUAGGGGUAUAUUUUUUAUGACUGCUGUGGCUAAAUAAAUGUAUUGUGUGCUAUAAUUAUCUAAAACACUUGUGUAAAGUCAAUUUUAAUAAAACACAAAUAAUGUUGAAAUAUA